Penicilliopsis zonata CBS 506.65 is the source of this 810-nucleotide messenger RNA. RefSeq lists its product as hypothetical. NCBI's taxonomy places the organism in Eukaryota, Fungi, Ascomycota, Eurotiomycetes, Eurotiales, Aspergillaceae. The transcript has 3 exons. The record is from RefSeq and is a predicted model, not a curated record. Bases 101 to 694 code for a protein of 197 amino acids.
GCACCCCCGGUUUGACAGAGCAUUAUCAUCGAGGACCUUUAAAAAUACCCAACCGCCUUUGUUGAAUUGCAUACCCUGUCGUUAUACCCCCUCUCUCAUCAUGCGUUAUUUCACUUCUACCCUGGCUAUCCUGGCCAUCUCUGCAGGCUUUGCUGCCGCCGACGUAUCGUCUGCCGCUGUUGCGUCCGUCCCAACCACGGUCACCACCACUGGAUAUAAGUGCGCUGCUCAGAACAUCCUUGACUCCUGCCUGGUGACAGAGAAGAACCAACUAGCCACCUGCGAACCCAACGACUGGAAGUGUCUCUGCACCCAGAGCAACAAUGUCUUGACAUGCUACAACAACUGCCCCAACCACCCCGACCAAUUCGGCGCCGAACAAACCACAGACUCCUACUGCAACGCCGCCAAGGCAGCAGGUGACUUCAGCUCUACCACUGCCGAAGCGCCGACGAGCACCGUGAGCUCCGACUCGAGCUCUAAGACCAGCGGGUCGACGGCGACGACGACCGGCUCAGCGGACUCGAGCUCCGAUUCUUCCUCGGACAAGGACGACUCAUCCUCUUCUUCCUCGGCCACCAAGUCUGUCAGCGGCUUCUCGGCAGCGACUUCUCAGGGCGCCGCGCCGGGGCUGGCUAUCGACACCGGUAGCCUGCUGGCUGUCAUGCUUCUUGGUCUCGGUGCUGUGCUGUAAGCAACAGUCCGGAUGAGCCUUACGUUGAUGAGUGUGCUGGUUGGCACUGAAAAAAAUCUUGGAACUGAGUUAUGUCUUCUUUUUUUUAAUUCUCUUCUUCUUAUUGGUUCCUACUU